Molecule: messenger RNA, 2948 nt
Organism: Triticum urartu
Lineage: Eukaryota; Viridiplantae; Streptophyta; Magnoliopsida; Poales; Poaceae
Product: transport inhibitor response 1-like protein
Biological process (GO): SCF-dependent proteasomal ubiquitin-dependent protein catabolic process
Cellular component (GO): SCF ubiquitin ligase complex
Molecular function (GO): protein binding
Source: RefSeq, a predicted model, not a curated record
AUGGGUCGGCCCUUUGGAGUUGCUCUUAUAUCUCACUUCUUACUUCUUAGGUACUAUCCCUUCUUCCCACCCACCUUGCACGACUCCUCCCCAUCGCGCCGCUCGCCCAAGCGCAGCGCCGCGCCACCGCAACCCCGGGAGCGCCCUCCUGCGGCCCCGCUCGCCCUCCUCGGGUUGCCGCUCGUGCCGCUCCCUCGUCACCGGCCGCCGCUCGCGCCUCUCUUUCCUCACCAGCCGUCGCUCGCCCUCCUCCGGUCGCCGCUCACCCUCCUCCGGCCGCCGCUCGCCCUCCUCCUUGCUCAGGGUAGCCAAUUCUUCAGCGCUUGCCCCAACCCCCACCUCCACCCCUCUCCGAUCCCCCAACCACCGCCACCACCGCCUCCGAUCCCAUCCCCACCCCCCUCCUCCUCCUCCCCCGCCUCCGGCAUGAGCGGGGCGGCGGAGGAGGCGGACUCGCCGCCGACGCACAUGUCCGAGGACUCCUCCCCGGGCUCCUCCUCCUCCUCCGGCGGCAGGCGGACGCCGGAUCUGAGGGGCGGCGACAACGGCGGCGGCCCGCGCUCCUCCUCCUCGGCCCCGCCCGACCAGGUCCUGGACAACGUGCUGGAGAGCGUGCUGGAGUUCCUCACGGCGGCCCGCGACCGCAACGCCGCCUCGCUCGUCUGCCGCUCCUGGUACCGCGCCGAGGCGCAGACGCGCCGCGAGCUCUUCAUCGGCAACUGCUACGCCGUCGACCCGCGCCGCGCCGUCCAGCGCUUCCGCGCCGUCGCCGCCGUCGUGCUCAAGGGCAAGCCGCGCUUCGCCGACUUCAGCCUCCUCCCCGACGGCUGGGGCGCCAACGUCAAGCCCUGGCUCGAGGCGCUCGGCCCCGCCUACCCGUGCCUCGAGCGCAUCUGCCUCAAGCGCAUGACCGUCACCGACGACGACCUCGGCCUCGUCGCGCGCUCCUUCCCGGGCUUCAAGGAGCUCUCCCUCGUCUGCUGCGACGGCUUCAGCACCCUCGGCCUCGCCGUCAUCGCCGAGCGUUGCCGGCACCUGAGGGUUCUGGAUCUGAUCGAGGACUAUGUGGAUCAGGAGGACGAAGCAGUGGACUGGAUCUCCAAGUUCCCAGUGUCAAACACAUCCCUAGAAUCCCUCAUGUUUGACUGCGUUGCUGUCCCAUUCAACUUUGAGGCCCUAGAGGCCCUUGUGGCACGCUCACCCUCUCUUCGCCGGCUGCGUGUGAACCACUACGUUUCGGUGGAGCAGCUACGCCGUCUCAUGGCACGGGCUCCGCAGCUCACACACCUUGGCACUGGGGCCUUUCGUCCUGAGGCUCCACAAGGUGGAGGCAUGUCGGUGUCUGAACUCGCACCCUCUUUUGCAGCCUCAACGUCUAUAGUCUGCCUCUCUGGGUUUCAGGAGGUCAACCCUGAAUACCUUCCAGCAAUCUACCCAGUGUGUGGUAAUCUCACCUCCCUUAACGUUAGCUUCGCGAGCCUAACUGCUGAGGAUCUGACACCAGUCAUUCGCCAAUGCCACAAACUUCAGACAUUCUGGGUUCUUGAUACUGUGGGUGAUGAAGGCCUCAGGGCUGUGGCUGAGACAUGCUCUGAUCUUCGUGAGCUGCGAGUAUUUCCGCUGGAUGCCACCGAAGACUCUGAUGGGUCUGUGUCAGAUGUUGGGCUUCAGGCUAUAUCCGAAGGUUGCCGAAAGCUUGAAUCCAUACUUUACUUUUGCCAGCGGAUGACAAAUGCUGCGGUCGUAGCUAUGUCCAAUAACUGCCCUGACCUUGUGGUAUUCCGUCUUUGCAUCAUGGGUCGCCACCGCCCUGAUCGUAUUACUGGGGAGCCCAUGGAUGACGGCUUCGGCGCGAUAGUGAAGAACUGCAAGAAACUUACUAGGCUCUCAGUCUCUGGCCUGCUCACUGAUACGGCAUUUGCAUACAUUGGGCAAUAUGGCAAACUAAUAAAGACUUUGUCUCUUGCCUUCUCGGGGAACAGUGACCUGUCGCUUCAGUUUUUGUUCGAGGGAUGCACUCGGUUACAGAAGCUUGAGGUCAGAGAUAGCCCAUUCAGUGAUAGGGGACUGCUUUGUGGUUUGGAUUAUUUCUACAACAUGAGGUUCCUGUGGAUGAAUUCAUGCAGGCUAACCAUGAGGGGUUGUAGAGAGGUAGCUCAGCGGAUGCCUAACUUGGUUGUUGAAGUAAUGGAGGAGCAAAAUGAGGAUAAGGUGGAAACAGAGACUGUUGAUAAGUUGUACCUGUACCGCUCACUAGCAGGGCCAAGGGGUGAUGCACCGCCAUUGGUGAAAAUUUUGUAGUCAUCGCUUAUUUUGUGGGAGUUUGGUGGUGAUCCGAAGCAGAACUUUUCUUGUCCUACUGGACCUGCUCAUCCUUGUUCUGUUAUUCCUGAACGAGAGCUGGUCGUUUUGUGUUCUUGAUCAAGUUAACUGGAGCCAGUGGACGGAAGUUUCCUGUGGAGGGUUUUCAUGAUUCCACAGGACGCAACAAUGUAUUAUUCACUGGACCGAAGGAGCACCGGCAUUGCUUACGCCUCACGAAUUCACAAUUGUUCUCAUGAUGAGGCGGCAUUUGCUGUUGAAGCAGUUUGGGUACCUCACUACAUGUGUAUCAUCUUGAUCAGCAUCUGCUAUGCCGGGAGCAGUUGAAGACAAGGGAAUCAGAUUCCGGCCUCGCGUCGAUCCCAGUAUUGCAGCACAGAUGAGCAGGGGCUGAUUGCACUCAAGAGUCCAGUUAGCGCUUCUGUUUCAUCCAUCCAGACAGAGGAGUGGGCAUGCCAAUGUGAAUUCCACUCUGCUACCAUCCAUGUACUUGUGCUUAGAAGAUGACUAUGGUAAAAGAAAGCCUCCCCUUUGUUUGUACUUUGUAGCCUCCCUCGAGACAUUGUUGUUUUUGUAGACCCUCCCCCUUGUAGGCCAUUAUUAUUAUUAUCUCUUGUUACAUUCAA